Morone saxatilis (striped sea-bass) is the source of this 5690-nucleotide messenger RNA. It is a transcript of the gene clasp1a, whose product is annotated as cytoplasmic linker associated protein 1a. Gene Ontology annotation, molecular function: microtubule binding; kinetochore binding. Gene Ontology annotation, biological process: mitotic spindle assembly. Gene Ontology annotation, cellular component: microtubule organizing center; mitotic spindle; spindle microtubule. The record is from RefSeq and is a predicted model, not a curated record. Lineage: Eukaryota; Metazoa; Chordata; Actinopteri; Moronidae.
GGCUCUCCAGGGCAGAUCCCGGGACAAGACAUGGAGCUCUAAACUCUCCAUCCCUCUCUCCAUUUGCUGCCUUUUGCUGCUCGCCAAACCCACUUCUUCUACCCCUGCUAUAGCGGUUUGGCUCAGACUCCUCUGAGAGAAGAAGACAGAGGGGGGAAAGAAAGAAAGACAGAAAAGUGGGAGGGAGUAGUAAACUUCCCCCAGCUGCUGUCCAGACACACACAUGCUGCAUUGCUGCCAUUCCCCAGCCCUGCUCCAUCCAUCCCUAGGGCACGGCCACUAGCUUUCUAGUGAGCACUUUGCACAAAGGCAAGGCCCGUCCUCGGGGUAAAAAUACAAACUGUGUACACACUCUUCCUCCCUUUUCCGGGUCACCCAGCCUCACACUCAUUAACUGGGGGGCUUCCCUUUUGUUUAGCUGUCAUUCCCCCUGCUAGUGGAGUCGGAGGAGGUUUGGUUUUGAUCAGAGGUCGGGAUGACGGAGCCCAGCAUGGAGAACUGCCUGACCCAGGUCCUCCAGAAGGACAUGGGGCGACGGCUGCAGGUGGGGCAGGAGAUCAUCGACUACAUUUUGGACAAGGAGAAGUCCCACGACCUGGAGCAGGACCAGACGGCGCUGGACAAGAUGAUGGACGGCAUCGCCAGCUCCUGGGUCAACUCCAGCAACUUCAAGGUGGCUCUGCUGGGCUUGGACCUCCUAUCUGCCUUAGUGACAAGAUUACAGGAGCGAUUUAGGGCCCAUGUGGGAACAGUUCUGCCGAGCCUUAUCGAUCGAUUGGGAGACUCGAAAGACCAAGUGCGAGACCAAGACCAAACAGUGCUGCUAAAGAUCAUGGAACAAGCCGCCACCCCGCAGUAUGUGUGGGACCGAAUGCUGGGUGGAUUUAAGCAUAAGAACAACAGGACCAGAGAAGGAAUACGGAGCUCAAGGCCUCACCCUCAGUAAAAUUGUUCCCCACAUAUGUAACCUCCUGGGGGACCCCACGAGUCAGGUACGUGACAGUGCCAUGAGCUGCUUGGUGGAGAUCUACAGACACGUGGGUGAGAGGGUGAGGAUGGAUCUCAGCAAAAAGGGCCUUCCACAGUCACGGUUGAAUGUAAUCUUCAGUAAAUUUGAUGAAGUCCAAAGAUCCGGGAACAUGAUCUCAUCCUCUGGCUCUGAUAAGAACUUUGAGGAUGAAGACUCUGUGGAUGGAGGCCGGUCCUCCUCCUCUUCAUCAUCCAAAGCGCCCCCCGGUGGCAGGAGGACCGUAGUGAGCUCUGUGAGGAGACCCAGCUCAGCCACCACAGCUAAGGCCACAGGUAAAGAAGCAGGCGCCGGUGCUGUUGAUGAAGAGGAUUUCAUUAAAGCCUUUGAAGACGUGCCCUCAGUGCAGAUCUACUCUAACAGAGAGUUUGAGGACCAGCUGGCCAAGAUCAGAGAAGUGCUGUCUGAUGACAAACAUGACUGGGAGCACCGAGUGGUGGCGCUGAAGAAGGUCCGUUCUGUCAUGCUGGCCGGGGCAGCUGAGUACGAAGGUUUCCCUCAGCAGCUGCGGCUCCUGGAGGCCCCCUUAAAGCUGUCGGCUAAAGACCUGCGCUCACAGGUGGUCCGCGAGGCCUGCAUCACUCUGGGACAUUUGUCAUCAUUGCUGGGGAACAAGUUUGACCACGGAGCGGAGAGCAUCAUGCCCACACUGCUGAACCUCGUGCCCAACAGUGCCAAAGUCAUGGCCACCUCCGGAAUGGCUGCCAUCCGCCUCAUCCUCAGGCACACACACUACCCACGUCUCAUCCCCAUCAUCACCAGUAACUGCACCUCCAAAUCAGUAGCAGUCAGACGGCGCUGUUAUGAGUUCCUAGACCUGAUGUUACAAGAGUGGCACACCAAUACACUGGAAAGACAUGUGGCUGUUCUGACUGAGACCAUCAAGAAAGGUAUACAUGAUGCAGACUCUGAGGCCAGAUCCAUCGCAAGAAAGUGCUAUUGGGGUUUCCACGGUCACUGCAGCCGGGAGGCCGAGCACCUGUUCCAGGCGCUGGAGUCCACCUAUCAGAAGGCCCUCCAGUCUCACCUGAAGAGCUCUGACAGCAUCGUGUCUCUACCGCAGUCUGACCGCUCCUCCUCGUCUUCCCAAGAGAGUCUUAACCGGCCCUUGUCUGUGAAGAGUGUCAUUGGAGGGAGCAUAACGAGGAGUAAGCUGGUGAGCAGCAGGGUGCACACCACACCGGGUUCCCUGCAGCGCUCCCGCAGCGACAUCGACGUCAACGCCGCUUCCAGCGCCAAGUCACGCCUGUCCACCGUUCCCGCCUCCUCACCCUUCAGCUCUGCGGCUGCCCUUCCCCCGGGGUCCUACGCCUCAUUAGAUGGCACUCCCGGUAAAAGCGAUGGUCGCGUUCGCACCAGGAGACAAAGCUCGGGCAGCGUGGGCGGGGCCAGUACCUCAGUGGUGGACAGUAGGGGCCGCAGCCGAGCCAAAGUUGUCUCCCAGUCCCAGCGAUCCAGAUCAGCCAAUCCCAUCAGUGCCGGCAGUCGCUCCAGCUCCCCAGGCAAGCUGCUCGGCCACAGCAGCUACGGUCGGGUCCCUCGAGCCACGGUUUCGGCCGCCACCACGCCAGCAGACAAGCGCAGCAGGAUCCCUCGCAGCCAGGGCUGCAGCCGCGAGACCAGCCCCAGCCGACUGGGCCUCGCCAGCCUGUGUGGUAAAGCUCUUCUUCCUGCUGCUCUUCCCUACCGCACGCUAGCCCGGAGCCGCAUUCCCCGGCCCAGCAUGAGUCAGGGUUGCAGUCGCGACACCAGUCGCGAGAGCAGCCGCGACACCAGCCCCGCUCGGGGCUUCGCUCCUCUGGCCUCCCGACGUCACUCCCGCUCAACCAGCGCUCUCUCCACAGCCGAUCCCCACAGCCAGUCAGACCGAUAUAAUUUGAUUCACCAAGCAAGAAUCUCUGCGUCAGUCAACGCCAUGAGGGUGCUUAACACAGGCACAGAGGUGGAGGCAGCAGUUGCUGAUGCUCUGCUAUUAGGAGACUCCAGGAAUAAGAGGAAGCCGUUGAGGCGGCGGUACGAAUCUCCGGGGAUGUACUCCGACGACGACGCCAACAGCGACGCGUCCAGCGCCUGCUCAGAGCGCUCAUACGGCUCGAGGAACGGAGGCAUCCCCCACUACCUGCGCCAGACGGAGGAUGUGGCAGAGAUCCUGAACCACUGCGCCAGCUCCAACUGGUCGGAGAGGAAGGAGGGCCUGCUGGGCCUGCAGAAUCUCCUCAAGAGCCAAAGAAUACUGAGCCGAGUGGAGCUGAAGAGACUUUGUGAGAUAUUCACAAGGAUGUUUGCAGACCCACAUAGCAAGAGAGUGUUCAGCAUGUUCCUGGAGACUCUGGUGGACUUCAUCUUGGUGCACAGAGAAGACCUGCAGGACUGGCUUUUUGUCCUGCUCACUCAGCUGCUGAAGAAGAUGGGUGCCGAUCUGCUGGGCUCAGUCCAGGCCAAAGUUCAAAAGGCCCUGGAUAUCACAAGGGAGUCCUUCCCGUUUGACCAACAGUUCAACAUCCUGAUGAGGUUUAUCGUGGAUCAGACUCAGACACCUAACCUCAAGGUCAAGGUGGCUAUUUUGAAGUACAUCGAGUCUCUGGCUCGGCAGAUGGACCCAACGGACUUUGUCAACUCCAGCGAGACGCGCCUGGCCGUCUCCCGCAUCAUCACCUGGACCACUGAACCCAAAAGUUCUGACGUCAGGAAGACCCUUCAUAACUGGGUGACUGACGAGCUAGCUGGCAGGUCCAGUACUGCAGCCUUACUGUCCGCUGAGGGCAACCAGGAAGAAAGGUGUAAACAGGCGGCCCAGGUGGUGCUGAUCUCUUUGUUUGAGCUCAACACGCCAGAGUUCACCAUGCUGCUGGGAGCUCUGCCCAAAACCUUCCAGGACGGAGCCACCAAGCUGCUGCACAACCACCUGAAGAACUCCAGCAACACCAGCAGCAGUGUGGGUUCUCCGAGCAACACCAUUGGUCGGACGCCGCAACGCCACACCCCCAGCAGAACCAGCCCCCUCACCUCUCCAACAAACUGUUCCCACGGAGGACUGUCCCCAAGUCGGUUAUGGGGUUGGGGUGUCGACGGACUGUCAAAGCAUCCCCCUGCCCCUCCUCCUCCUCCUCCGCCCCACUCCACCCCUGCUGCCCCCUCCCUAAGGGUCCUGCGCAGAGCAUAUUCACCCAGCAUGAUGGAGUACGACACCGAGAACAUGAACUCGGAGGAGAUCUACAGCUCACUGCGUGGUGUCACCGAGGCCAUCCAGAGCUUCAGCUACCGGAGCCAGGAGGACCUGAAUGAGCCGAUCAGACAGGAGGGCAAGAGGGACGACGCAGCAGGACGAGAAGGCGUAGCGUCCUCUCCCGGCUCUGACGCCCGCCUGGGCUUAGACAUGGUGGAAGGGGGUCGCACCGCCUUGGACAACAAGACGUCGCUACUCAACACGCCGUCGCCCCGCUCGUUCUCUGGGCCUCGGGGCCGCGAGUUCGCCCCCUAUGGCUACGGAGAAACCAUCUGCACGUACGACAAGAGCGCCCUGAAGGAGGCCGUGUUCGACGAUGACGUGGAGCAGUUCCGCGACUGCCGACGUCAGGAAAGCGGAGAAAACAGGAUGACGCUGCCCAAGGUCUUUGCUCCUGCAGUCGGCCAGGAUCACUCAGACCUGGUCGCCGACCUGCUCAAGGAGCUGUCCAAUCACAACGAGCGCUCCGAGGAGCGUAAGGGCGCCCUGGUGGACCUGCUGAAGAUCACACGAGAAGACAGCCUGGCUGUGUGGGACGAACACUUCAAAACCAUCCUCCUCCUCCUGCUGGAGACUCUGGGUGAUAAAGAUCACACCAUCCGAGCGCUGGCCCUGCGUGUGCUGAAGGAAAUUCUGAGGAACCAGCCGGCCCGCUUCAAAAACUAUGCCGAGCUAACCAUCAUGAAGACCCUGGAGGCCCACAAAGACUCUCACAAGGAGGUGGUGCGUGCGGCCGAGGAGGCGGCGUCCACCCUGGCCGGCUCCAUCCACCCCGAGCAGUGCAUCAAGGUGCUGUGCCCCAUCGUGCAGACAGCCGACUACCCCAUCAACCUGGCUGCCAUCAAGAUGCAAACCAAAGUCAUUGAACGCAUCGCCAAGGACUCCUUACUGCAGCUGCUACCGGACAUCAUCCCCGGGCUCCUGCAGGGCUAUGACAACACAGAGAGCAGCGUUCGCAAGGCCAGUGUGUUCUGUCUGGUGGCUAUCUACUCCGUGAUUGGCGAGGAUCUCAAACCCCACCUGGCACAGCUCACGGGCAGCAAGAUGAAGUUACUGAACCUGUACAUCAAGCGCGCCCAGACGACCAACAGCAAUAGCAGCAGCUCCUCGGACGUCUCCUCUCACAGUUAAUGGAGGGAGCUUUCAUCCGGAAACCCCAAUGCGGGUGGUGGACGGCGGCGGAGGAUUUCCAAGCCAUCGCCCACCCAACGCUUCUUUCAGACUCGUCCGUCUCUGAGCUUCCCCCUUCCCUCCUCAUCGUAACUCCACUGCGCCUCUCACCCAGUUUGGAGGAGAUCCUUUCAGUUUGUCCUUCAGUUCCUUCUCCCCACCUUUUGCUCAUGAAACUUUUGAAUGUAACUUGCGGAUUGGUUUUCGACUGGUGGGGAGUGAAUCGACACAUUUUUGGAUAUAGGAAAUGCACUUUCUCCUCCUCCU